Stomoxys calcitrans (stable fly) is the source of this 1785-nucleotide messenger RNA. RefSeq names its product pickpocket protein 28 (gene ppk28). Gene Ontology annotation, biological process: sodium ion transmembrane transport. Gene Ontology annotation, molecular function: ligand-gated sodium channel activity. Bases 1 to 1785 code for a protein of 594 amino acids. Gene Ontology annotation, cellular component: membrane. The record is from RefSeq and is a predicted model, not a curated record. The transcript has 9 exons. NCBI's taxonomy places the organism in Eukaryota, Metazoa, Arthropoda, Insecta, Diptera, Muscidae.
AUGGAGUGGUCUUCGAAAGGGAAUAAUUUUAUCUACAGGCAUAAUGCCAAACUUAAUCAAACUUCUGAGGAGCCCCCAAGUUACUCAAGUGACGAGGAUAAAGUAUGCACCAAAAAUGCCAUAAAAAAGAAUCUCAAAUAUUAUUUGGAAAAUACCACCCUACAUGGAUUAAAGUAUUUGGCUGAAAAUAAGAUUACAAUUCCUGAAAGAGUUUUCUUUGGUCUAUCUUUCGUUUUUGUUGUAAUUGUGUCGGGAUUUUUCAUUUCCAAUGUCUACACUAAAUGGUCGGCUACGCCAAUAAUUAUUUCAACCAGCUCCAAACAGACCUUUAGCACGGAAUUUCCUUUUCCCGCCAUCACCAUUUGUAAUAUGAAUCAAGCUCAAAGAAGUAAAGCAGUGAAUAUACAAAGACAAAGUUCGAAUUAUUCCUUGCUAAUGAGUUUGUGUGAUCAGGAGUCGGAUGAUUUGGAUGAGACCUAUUUGGGACUGUGGAAAUAUUUUAAAGCCAUUUUAAUGGAGGUUGCCCAACCCUGUGACCAAAUGUUGUUGUAUUGCAGUUAUGGCUCAAAAGUCGAAACUUGUUCAAGUAUAUUUAACACCAUGUUAACGGAUGAUGGUAUGUGUUGCACUUUUAAUGCACUGGACACAAAAUUUCUGUUACUAAAUUAUAGUGAAGAAAAUACUUUAAUGCCGAUUUCUGAAAGUCUUAAUGUGCCUAUUGAUUGGUCACCGGAGAAAGGAUAUCCCUCAAGAUUACCCCCACAUUUUUAUCCUCGUAUAUCGGGUGGUGCAGGAAGCCGAAUGGGAUUGACGGUUAUACUAAAUGUCUCAUCUGCUGAGUAUUUUUGCAGCAAAACUAAAUGUUUGGGUUUUAAGGUGCUGGUGCAUAAUCCUGCCGACUUACCCAAAAUCACCAAUUAUGGAUUCUUUAUGCCAGCAGGUCGUGAGGCACGCGUGCCCAUUGAACCCAUAUACCAAAAUGCCUUGCCCAGCAUUAGAAAUAUUAAGAGAUCUGUUCGCCGUUGUCUAUUCUCGGAUGAGGGUGAUUUGAUUUAUUAUCGCACAUAUUCUCGCAAAAAUUGUGAAUUGGAAUGUGAGGCUAUGAUUUUGAUGAAAAAAUGUUCUUGCAUUUUAUACUAUUUGCCACGCAUUGAUCCAAAUGUACCAAUAUGUGGACUAAAGGAUAACAAUUGUACCACCCAGGUACAAUCGGAAAUUGAAUCGUCCAAUACAAGUGCCUCCUGUGAUGCUUGUCUACCCGGUUGCUUUGAGUUGAACUAUCAAACCACAUUCACUGCUUCACAAAUGGUAAUGGGAGAUUUUCGAAGUUCUGAUGAAUUUCCAAAGGAAAUUUUCGAAAAAGCUAGAAACAUUAGCGAUUUGUCGAUAGUGCAUUUCUACUUCGUGUCGAAUACAUUUCGAGGUACAACGAAAUCGGAAAUGUUUGGUUUUACUGAGUUUUUGUCUAACACCGGCGGUCUUUUGGGUCUAUUCAUGGGAUUCAGCAUUUUUUCUCUAAUCGAAAUUAUUUAUUAUGUAACGGUGCGACCAUAUUGUGCUGCUAGGACCAUUGAAUUGGAAAAGAAACGAAAAUAUGGUGAUACUGAGUGGUUUAAAAAAUGUGGUUCAUCAGAGUACUUAUCACCUUCUGGCAUAAAUAAAAAGUCAUGGCUAAAGUGUGCCAGAAAAACCCACCGAAAGUAUAAACGCAAUUUGAAGGGCAUGCUUAUGAAGUCUCAAUGUUUUCGGAAGAAUGAUGUUCCACCAUUUCCCUAUGUUGAGUAG